CCGCCUGUUUCCAAACCCCAUCAUUCCCUGCGAUACCCCGGGCGCGCGAGCUCAGCAGAUGUAGCGCGCACACCACGUUCCAUUUCAGAAAACGAUACUUAAAACAGAGAGAAAAAUAACAUUAGAAUUGGUUUACCCAGUCCACGAAGUCUUCAAAGUUUUGGCAGUUUUUGGUUUCACUCCAAACGAAGGUGAAGACGUAGGCUAGAGGAGGAGAAGAGAAGUCGCGUACCCUCGGCUCUAAUCUCUCAAGGAUGGAUCACUCCACUUGGUACUGUCAAGGUCGUCUGGAGCGAUUCUCUAACUGACACUAUUCAUGGCAGUUGAUUUCAUGUGCUCCGUCAGUUUCUUGACUGUCUGAAAAACAACACGUAGAAAAGUAGAGUAUCAUGCCUCGGAGUCCUACAUCCAGUGAGGAGGAGAUGGCCCAGAGUUUCUCUGACGGCUCUGGAGGUUUUGAGACAGACAGCUCAAAGGAGGAGCCUGGCCAUGGAGGACCUGGAGGGGAAAGGGCUAGCAGGAGGACAGACAGGAGGGCAGAGAGGGACAGGGCUGCCCGUAGGGAGUCACUGGAAUUCUGUGUGGUUAUCCCUGACCUGCAGCAGUCUAAGUGUAUGAGGUUUAAGCCCGAGGCCACAGUGUGGGUUGCUAAGCAGCAGAUCCUGUGUACACUGACCCAGACUUUGAGGGACGUGCUGAACUACGGCCUCUUCCAGCCUGCUGUUGAGGGCCGAGAGUCCGGCUUCCUGGAUGAGGAGUGUCCCCUUAAAGACUACCCCACUCCCACCAACACUAAGGGGAUCCCCACUCUGGAGUUCCGUUACAAGAGCCGGGUCUAUCAACAGCCCAAUGUGAACGAGAAGCAGAUCGCCAAAAUCCACACGCAGGCCAACUACAGGAAAUUAAUGGAUCACAUUCAGCAUCACCAGCUGGAUAAACUUGCAAAAAUGCUGGAGAAAGGCCUCGAUCCCAACUACCACGACCCAGACACUGGUGAAACUCCACUGACCUUCGCAGCCCACCUGGACAAUGUGGCGCAGGUCAUCGUGGUACUGAAAAACGGGGGAGCACAUCUUGACUUCAGAUCACAAGAUGGGAUGACCGCUCUCCACAAAGCAGUCAGGGCAAAGAAUCAGGUCACACUGAAGGCUCUACUGGAACUAGGCGCCUCCCCAGACUACAAGGACAGCCAAAGUCUGACCCCCCUGUACCACACAGUCCUGGUUGGAGGAGACUCAGGUUGCUGUGAGCUCCUGCUGAGGGCGCGAGCCACCGUCUCCUGCCACGACGAGAAUGGCUGGCACGAGAUACACCAGGCGUGUAGAUAUGGACAUGUCCACCACCUGGAGCAGCUGUUGUUCUAUGGAGCAGAUAUGGGUGUCAUGAACGCCUCGGGAAACACGGCUCUACACAUCUGUGCUCUAUACAAAGAGGAACACUGUGCCAGAGUACUGCUUGUUCGUGGUGCCAACAAGGAAGUGAAGAACUACAGAAGCCAGACACCAUUCCAGGUGGCCAUCAUCGCAGGAAACUUUGAAUUGGCAGAAUUAAUCAAGAACCAUAAAGAGACUGAUAUCGUGCCUUUCAAGGAGGCGCCGGCCCAACCCACCCGACGCCAGCAGGCCCCACGGAGUACACUAGCUGCUCCACGGUCUGUGCUCCUACGCUCCAACAGCGACAACAACCUGAACGUGAACAACCGGUCACCCCUGGCCUCGCCGAGCCACUCUCCCCUUCGUAGCUUGUCACCCCGUCGGCCCCAGCAGCAGCAGAUGCCCAGUCCCAAUGGAACAGUCAGGACCAUGGGGAAGGGGGCUACCCGCCCUCCCCGUUCACGCUCGCCCUCCCUGGGGCGCCUGGGGGAGGAGACACCCAGACAGGUCCCCCAGCGCCAGCCCAGCCCACACAGGGGUCAGGAAGAGUUCACUGGUGGCACAGACCGCCAGGGGCCCCAGUGUAAGCUGUACAGUGCUGUGGCAGGGAAGCACUUUGUGGUGACUAAGUCCUACCAGCCACAGGCCGAAGGGGAGAUCACCCUGUACCAGAACGACAGGGUCAAAGUGCUCUCCAUAGGUGAGGGUGGUUUCUGGGAGGGCAGUGCCAGGGGUAACGUGGGAUGGUUCCCAGCAGAGUGUGUGGAGGAGACCCCUAACCAAGAGGAAAGACCAUAUGCCCGAGCAGACAGGGCUGAGAGGAGGAAGCUCUUCAGGCACUACACCGUGGGGUCCUACGACAGCUUUGAUGCAUCAAGCAACUGUGUUAUUGACGAGAAGACGGUAGUUCUACAGAAGAAGGAUAAUGAGGGAUUCGGGUUUGUGCUGCGAGGGGCGAAAGCGGACACGCCCAUCGAGGAGUUCACCCCUACACCCGCCUUCCCCGCCCUGCAGUACCUGGAGUCUGUGGACGAGGGCGGGGUUGCAUGGCGGGCGGGGCUUCGCAACGGAGACUUCCUCAUCGAGGUGAACCAGGAAAAUGUUGUGAAGGUGGGCCACAAACAGGUGGUCAAUACGAUCCGACACGGGGGCAACCGGCUCAUCAUCAAAGUGGUGACAGUUAGCAGGAAUCUGGACCCUGAUGACACGGCCAGGAAGAAAGUGGCCACACCUCCACGCAGGACUCCUCCCACUGCCCUGUCCAUGGCCAUGCGCUCCAAAUCCAUGACCUCAGAGCUGGAGGAGCUAGCCACUUUGAGGAAAAAGAUGGGUGAUGAUCACUCUUCAGAUAAUGAGCGUCUAAAGAAGAGGAUUGUAUUCUCAGUCACUCUAAAUAAAGUGGAAGAGAACAUGCCUCCUCAGAAGCCCAUGUGGGACAACUCUAACACUGACAUAAGGGUCGCAAACACGGUCAAAACACGGCCCAACAGCAGGUGCUUGGCCAUGAACCCAGAGAUGAACUCCAUGUGUGAGAGCCAGGAUGUGUCGAUGCAGACCCAGACCCAGCCCAGAGAGCCAGGCAGCCCCAGAGGUCGAGGCCCCUUCCUGGGGGUGCCAAACAGACAGGGGACCAUGAGACGACAAAAGUCCAUAGGAACAUCUGGAAUAACAGAAGAGGACACCCCUCAGUUCCUGACCCCUCCCAUGUUGAAAUUCACCAGGAGCCUAUCAAUGCCGGACACAUCAGAGGACAUCCCACCCCCGCCCGCUAUCUCCCCUCCAUCUCCUCCUUACAACAACGACCCCAACCCCCAGGGCAGAGGCUACGGCACUAUCAGACACACUGUUCCCAAAGGCACCGCCCCUGAGCGAGGUGGGGACCCCAACACGGGCGGCAGGGACGGAUGGAGGGAACAGGGGGGUAUGUACUGCACAGAGCCCCAGUCGGAACAGUAUCAGUCUGAAGACCACCACCACCACCAGGGUAGCCAGAGUCCAGGCCAAGGCCUCACAGCCCAACAGAGCUUCCUGAACCGCAGGGCCCAGAUCCCAGAGAACCCAUACUCAGACCUGGGGAAAAUGGGCAACCUGGGCCUGUUUGCCCCCAACAAACCUCAGAGGAGGAAGGGCAUGCUGAUGAAGCAGAACAAGAUUGAGGACAGCCCAGAGAAGACCUGCACCAUCAAAAUCCCAACCAUCAUCAUCAAGGAACCCUCUACAUCUAGCAGUGGGAAGAGCAGCCAGGGCAGCAGCAUGGAGAUAGAGACCGGAUCCCAUGACCACUCAGGACAACUCUGUCCGGACGACGGACACAACCCCAGCAGUCCCUUUGCCACAGCCAUGGCAGGCGCAGUGCGAGAACGUGAGAUGAGGAUGGUGGAUUCUCACCAGAACUCCCCAUCCUACAGGUUCACCGACCAGGGUGAAGAAGACUCGCCUCCCGCGCCUGCGCCUCGCCUCCGCCACUCCAAGUCCAUCGACGAGGGAAUGUUCAGUAGUGACGAGCGCCUGCGUCGCCUCAUGGCCCCACCUGCCUCACUACUCAGCAUCCCCAGAAGAGGGGGUAACGUAGCGGUCUUCAACACUCCGGAGCCCACUGUUGUGAGAGAGCCGCUCCACACGCGCACUGGCCACCACAGCCCGGUCAGUCUGCCCACCAAGACCUAUACCUCCAGUAGUGGGCGCUACGUCCACCCAGUCACAGGGAAGCCUCUGGACCCCAACUCCCCUCUGGCCCUGGCUCUGGCUGCACGGGACCGGGCCAUGAGAGAGCAGUCCCAGCCACUCCCGCUGAAGACCGAACCGCCUAAACCUGACCUGAACAAGCCUCUGUUCAUCGACACCAAGCUAAGGACCGGCAUGGGCACAAAUUUCUCCUCGACCGCCACCAUGGGUCGACCGGGCAGGGCGGGGCUUCGAAGGCAGAUGACAGAGGCAAAGUACGAGACAGAGUCCAAAUACGACCACCCGUUGGCCAAAGACAAGGACAAGAGUCUAUCCCGUCCUCAGAGAGAAGAGGAGAAGAAGAACAUGUUGAUAGACAUUGGUGACACGUCUCAGCAGAAGUCAGCUGGGUUGCUGAUGGUCCACACCACUGACGAGAACAACCUGUCUGUGGGGGAGAGGGACGGGGCGGUCAGUCCAGACAGCACCCCCAGUGAGCUCCGGGACCCCAACCAACCUAACACCCCCAAAAUGGCCUCCCCUAAUCCCCACAACCCCCACUCUAUGGGCCCUGGACCCAGAGGUAGUAAGACCAUGAUCACCGUCACCUCAGUAGACGAGCCGGUCAAACUACCCUUCAGUAUCCCCCCUCCACCCUGUGUUCCCUCCGUGGACAUCGACGAUGAGUUCUUUGCUGACCCACUGCCACCGCCGCUCGAGUUCGCCAACAGCUUCGACAUCCCAGAGGACCAAAAGGGGGCGAUCGCUGAGCUCCUGAAACAGCAACGAAAUGCUGGCAGGGCACCAUCAUCUCUAGCCCCCUUCUAUCCCUAUCACGGUAACACCCCAGGCCACCCUGACCAGACCAUGAUCAAACGGCCUGCGGUGCUCACCAACUGUACGCCCCCCUGCUUCCCCCACGCCCUCUUGGAGAGCUACGAUCCUAUCAGUGACUCGGGCAUUGAUGUGGAGCCGGACAGCCGCAGUAUUGGAGAUCCCCAGCUGGAGACUACAAGCACUAUGUCCACCGUAUCCAGUAUCUCCACGCUGUCGUCCGAGGGUGGCGAGGUGCUGGACAACACAUGUACAGUCUAUGCAGACAGACAGGCCUUUCUGGUGGACCGGACUUCAAAGUCAAGAACCAGGCAACCUGCAGCAAACAAGAGCAACGCACUUUACAAGGACCCUGCCUUGAUGGAUAGAGAGGAGAACAUAAGAACUUUCGCCGCACCUUCCUCCAUCCCACCGCCUCCCCCCGGGGCCAGGGUCUCCUCAGAGCCCCCCAGAACACCAACUCAAAGAACCUCCAAGCUAUGGGGAGACCCUCCAGGUUCUAACCCCCAGGACAUGCAGAACAAGGACAGGACACCAAAGCCAGGAGAGGGGAUAGACUCUUCUUCCUCAGGAUGUAGGACUGUUUUUGGAUCCAGGGGUCCGGACAGUGGGUCCCUCUCCUCAGGUACCACAGUCUCUUUUGCUGCCCAGCUCCCCCCGAUCGUGCCUGCCCCAUCUCCAAACCGACAGACAGAGAGCCCCUCCCACCACAGAGCCCCCAGCCCCAUCCUCUCUCCCCCAGACUCAGGCCUCGGCUGUGCCUCCUCUCUCCCUGCCACCUCUCCCACCCUAUCAGACGUGUUCGGCCUGCCCACCCCCCCUCUCAGCCUGGGCACGGGGAGCAGCCGCUCGCCCUCCCCCCUCACCCUCAUCCAGGCCGUCUCCAACAAGCCUUUUGCCACCAAGCCGGUUCCGAUGUGGAGCAAGCACGACGUGGCCGACUGGCUGGAGAGCCUAAACCUGGCUGAGCACAGAGACACCUUCAUGGACAACGACAUCGAGGGCAGCCACCUGCCCAGCCUGCAGAAGGACGACCUCAUAGACCUCGGGGUGACCAGGGUCGGACAUCGGAUGAACAUAGAGAGAGCUUUGAAACUUCUGAUGGACAGGAAUAUCCUCAUGUAUCCUGAAGAAAUUGCAACUUGAAACAGCACUGCAGUUUCCUGAAUAAGCAAGAAGGUCCCCCAGAGUGGGAUAGAGUGGUCCCAGGUGAGGCAGAGCUGCUCUGUCAGUAGGAAGGAAGGAAGUAGAUACGCGGGAUGUGGCUGUGAUAUGGAACAUACUACACUAUCAAACACAACAGCAGCUUAAUCGCUAUGGGAUUUACGGACUUCUGAAAUCAACCUCAUUUAAAUGCAUAACCAGAACCAGCUUCGUAGGGGUUUCAUUUUCUACUGUUUCUCAUUUAGAAAUUAUGCGGUGAAUAUCUUUUUAGGAGAAAGGGGAAAACAUUUACAGUAUGUAUGUGUACUUCUGCCUGUGAAAUUAAGCUUUCUCUCUCGCCCUUUUCACUGGGUUGUAGGUUGAUUUGAGAGACCGUACAGUGUAUUCUCAGACACAGACAUUUAUACCACAGAAAGGAAAUCAAAGAUUAAAAUAAUUUCUAAAUUGGUACAGUAGCAAAGUUGUUGCCCUUCAACCUUAUUUCAAUAGCUGUUUUACUACUGGUCAUGUUUACUUGAGGGUUUUAAACACAGUAUUGAAAAUGUUAAUUAAAUUGUUCAUAAAUCAUUAUACUGUCUUCCACAGGAAGCUGAACUGUGUGGCAACAGCUCCCCUUACUGUAGUCUCCUGAACAUGACAGGGCAGAGUGCUUGGCACUGGCAGUCAGGGCUUUCCAAUCGUUAUCAUCAACCGUCAUCCUUUCUUUCACAGUCUUCUAUGUCCUCUGAGAGGAAUAAUACAUACAUUAUCACAUUAGGUUAUUACUGUAUACCCUGAACUGAUGUUUAGGACUUUAGGAUUGAAGACACUAUCAGGAAUGAAUGACUCAGAGUUACAGGGUUGGGGUCAAUUCCAUUUCAAUUAAAGGUAGGGUCAGCGAUAUGACGUGGAUGCACAAAGUAAACAGCAUAGUGGGUCAAUUUUAUGCGACAUCUUAGAGUUAGAUUGCGACACUCAGCUUCUCUGCUGUUUUGGUCCUGUGGCUACCACGUUGUAAGUGCAUGAAUCGAACCAGAGCAUUUACAUUUACAUUUAAGUCAUUUAGCAGACGCUCUUAUCCAGAGCGACUUACAAAUUGGUGCAUUCACCUUAUGACACAUGCACAGAUACUGUGUGAGAGCGAAGUCUUGCAUCUUGCUCAUCGCAAUUUCUAAUUCUACAAUUUUUGCAACGAGAAGCAUUGUGUAAAAUUGGUAAUGCAAUUAAAGUUUACUUCCUGAAUUGAAAAGGAAUUUACCCCAACACUGCAAAGUAAGAAUGUUUUUGAAGACAGAUAUCAGAGAAGUGUAUGCACUAUGGGAAAAAGUAGGUGAACAAACACUAAACCUGGCAUCGGAAGGAGCAGAGUUCAACUUGUUUGGCAAGCAAAGAGAGACGCAGAUACCACUAGGAAUCAAUUUGGUAGGAAUGUUUACCUUUUGUGUAUGAUAAUUUAAGUAUUAGAGAUGUAUUUAAUCUAUGAUGGUGUUUUGAUGUGUUUUGUUAAUGAGAAAGACAUUUGUAUGCAUCCACAGAGCUCAAAACCCACUGGCCACAUACAUACGUUGAAUCAACGUUGUUUCCACGUCAUUUCAACCCCAAAAGCUAAGUGAUGACGUUGAAUCAACGUAGAAAAGUGAUUUGAAUUGAACAAAAAGUAAUCAACGUAAAGGAAUUUAGUAUUUUUAACUUUUAACCUAAAUCCAAUGACAUCAUGACAUUUUUGGUUGAUUUCACAUUAAAUUCAUGUUAGUCGACAACUCAACCAAAUGUAAAUCAAAGCUUUACAUUUGGUUGAGUUGAGCAUCAUUUCCCUCCAUGUUUUCAAGACAGGGUCUCUUCAUACUAUCACCAGUAAGUCCAAAAAGGCAGAGAUUCACUCAUCAUAACGUGAAUGAGUUUAAAAUGUAGUUUAUACACUUUCCACUGAGUUUGUCUGAAACGGGCUGAAGUUGUAUUUUCCACUGAGUUUGUCUGAAACGGGCUGAACUUGUAUUUUCCACUCAGUUUGCGUUGGGUUUAUAUUCCGGACCAGUUUAACAGUUUAAACUUCUUGGUAUUUGAAUUUCCCGAGUAAAUAAAUGUGGGUGCUAGCUAAAAUCCCAAUGACAGUAUUUAUGGAAGGUUAUUUUGGAUCUACAUGUGCAUGGGAUCUAUUGGUUUGAGAGGGGAUAAACUGACAACGAUAUGUCUGAUGACUGAUAUGCAUGACAUCACAGCAUUAAAGUUCUAGUCCGUAGAAGUAGUCCACAGAAACCGUAGAAAUAGAAUGAAUUAUAUUUCUAUGGUAAUGACUCCGACCAUCUUUGACAGUACUCUCUGUCGACUUGAGGGCACACUUUGAGAUGAGAUCUUAUGUUAAGAACCACAGGAACAAGAAGGAACACAGUAUUUUUGAUGAUGUAGAGAUAUUUAUCAUGAGGGUAUAUUCCUAUCUGUGUUGUCGCCAUAUCAACCCUGAGGUGUGGUUAGGUUUUCCGAAAAGCAGCGAAAUAUGGUUAAGAAGCAAUAUAAUAUACAUUCUGUUUCAAGUAGAUGUUAUUUUUAUUUUCCAGGUUAAUAAUUAUACAUGUAACAGGAUUAAGUCUCUAUUUUUAAAAUUGAUAUAAAUAAUUGUGUUAUCAUCCAUAUUCCUAUAGAGCAUAUUUCAAAUCUUUUAGCAAUUGAUAGUCACAUGUUUUGACUAAGCCUCUGUAAUUAUUUAAUUAUUAAUUAUUAAAAGCUGAUAUAAAUUGAUAUUUGCAUAGUUUGUGCAUCAUGUAUGUAUACUAUGAAGAUACUCAGGCUGUACCUGUCUUCACUAUUUGCUAUAGGAAAUGUUACUUGACCAUGAGAAAAACACACCACUGAAUGGGACUGCUGAUGUACAGUUGAUGGCUGCACAUUGCACUGAGGCCAAGCACAGACCUAUUACAGUGAAGCUGACUAGACCUAUUACAGUGAAGCUGACUAGACCUAUUACAGUGAAGCUGACUAGACAUAGUAGUGGAGCUGACUAGACAUAGUAGUGAAGCUGACUAGACAUAGUAGUGAAGCUGACUAGACCUAUUACAGUGAAGCUGACUAGACAUAGUAGUGGAGCUGACUAGACAUAGUAGUGAAGCUGACUAGACAUAGUAGUGGAGCUGACUAGACAUAGUAGUGAAGCUGACUAGACAUAGUAGUGGAGCUGACUAGACAUAGUAGUGGAGCUGACUAGACAUAGUAGUGAAGCUGACUAGACAUAGUAGUGGAGCUGACUAGACAUAGUAGUGGAGCUGACUAGACAUAGUAGUGGAGCUGACUAGACAUAGUAGUGGAGCUGACUAGACCUAUUACAGUGAAGCUGACUAGACAUAGUAGUGGAGCUGACUAGACAUAGUAGUGGAGCUGACUAGACAUAGUAGUGAAGCUGACUAGACAUAGUAGUGAAGCUGACUAGACAUAGUAGUGGAGCUGACUAGACAUAGUAGUGGAGCUGACUAGACAUAGUAGUGAAGCUGACUAGACAUAGUAGUGAAGCUGACUAGACAUAGUAGUGGAGCUGACUAGACAUAGUAGUGGAGCUGACUAGACAUAGUAGUGAAGCUGACUAGACAUAGUAGUGAAGCUGACUAGACAUAGUAGUGGAGCUGACUAGACAUAGUAGUGAAGCUGACUAGACAUAGUAGUGAAGCUGACUAGACAUAGUAGUGAAGCUGACUAGACAUAGUAGUGGAGCUGACUAGACAUAGUAGUGAAGCUGACUAGACAUAGUAGUGGAGCUGACUAGACAUAGUAGUGAAGCUGACUAGACAUAUAUAGUGAAGCUGAUUAGACAUAUAUAGUGAAGCUGACUAGACAUAUAUAGUGAAGCUGAUUAGACAUAUAUAGUGAAGCUGAUUAGACAUAUAUAGUGAAGCUGAUUAGACAUAUAUAGUGAAGCUGAUUAGACAUAUAUAGUGAAGCUGACUAGACAUAUAUAGUGAAGCUGACUAGACAUAUAUAGUGAAGCUGACUAGACAUAUAUAGUGAAGCUGACUAGACUUAGUAGUGAAGCUGACUAGACAUAUAUAGUGAAGCUGACUAGACACAUAUAGUGAAGCUGACUAGACAUAUAUAGUGAAGCUGACUAGACAUAGUAGUGAAGCUGACUAGAUAUAUAGUGAAGCUGACUAGACAUAGUAGUGAAGCUGACUAGACCUAGUAGUGAAGCUGACUAGACCUAUCUAGUGAAGCUGACUAGACCUAUCUAGUGAAGCUGACUGGACCUAUCUAGUGAAGCUGACUGGACCUAUUAUAGUGAAGCUGACUGGACCUAUUAUAGUGAAGCUGACUGGACCUAUUUAAGUGAAGCUGACUGGACCUAUUAUAGUGAAGCUGACUGGACCUAUUAUAGUGAAGCUGACUGGACCUAUUAUAGGGAAGCUGACUGGACCUAUUAUAGUGAAGCUGACUGGACCUAUUAUAGUGAAGCUGACUGGACCUAUUAUAGUGAAGCUGACUGGACCUAUUAUAGUGAAGCUGACUGGAUCUAUUAUAGUGAAGCUGACUGGAUCUAUUAUAGUGAAGCUGACUGGAUCUAUUAUAGUGAAGCUGACUGGAUCUAUUAUAGUGAAGCUGACUGGAUCUAUUAUAGUGAAGCUGACUGGACCUAUUAUAGUGAAGCUGACUGGACCUAUUAUAGUGAAGCUGACCGGACCUAUUGUAGUGAAGCUGACUGGACCUAUUAUACUGAAGCUGACUGGACCUAUUAUAGUGAAGCUGACUGGACCUAUUAUAGUGAAGCUGACUGGACCUAUUAUAGUGAAGCUGACUGGACCUAUUAUAGUGAAGCUGACUGGACCUAUUAUAGUAAA
Molecule: messenger RNA, 10831 nt
Organism: Salvelinus fontinalis (brook trout)
Lineage: Eukaryota; Metazoa; Chordata; Actinopteri; Salmoniformes; Salmonidae
Product: SH3 and multiple ankyrin repeat domains protein 2-like
Exons: 26
Coding region: 390-6017 (1875 amino acids)
Cellular component (GO): postsynaptic density; dendritic spine; postsynaptic membrane
Molecular function (GO): synaptic receptor adaptor activity; ionotropic glutamate receptor binding
Source: RefSeq, a predicted model, not a curated record